Scomber japonicus (chub mackerel) is the source of this 1516-nucleotide messenger RNA. It is a transcript of the gene slc19a3a, whose product is annotated as solute carrier family 19 member 3a. Gene Ontology annotation, cellular component: plasma membrane. Gene Ontology annotation, molecular function: vitamin transmembrane transporter activity. Gene Ontology annotation, biological process: vitamin transport; transmembrane transport. The transcript is spliced from 7 exons. The coding region runs from base 1 to 1410 and encodes 469 amino acids. The record is from RefSeq and is a predicted model, not a curated record. Lineage: Eukaryota; Metazoa; Chordata; Actinopteri; Scombriformes; Scombridae.
AUGGAGGCAGUACGGAAGUGGAGGUCAGACUGGAGGUAUCCUACCACUCUGUUGUGCAUAUAUGGAUUCUUCAGCGCAGUUAAACCCCUGGAGCCCUUCCUCAUCCCAUACCUGACAGGACCAGACAAGAAUUUCACAAUAGAACAGGUUAAUCAGAUUGUUCCAGUGUGGACAUAUUCCUACCUAUGUGUGCUGGUGCCGGUGUUCUUGCUGACUGACUGGCUGCGGUACAAGCCUGUAGUGGUUAUCCAGUGUGUCUCACUCAUCAUCACCACAGCAAUGCUGCUCUGGACAAAGGGUGUACCCGCAAUGCAGGCCAUGGAGUUCUUCUAUGGGGUGGUGACAGCCAGUGAUGUGGCCUAUUUCUCCUACAUCUACAGUGUGAUAGAUCUGAAGAUGUACCGGAAGGCCACUUCUUACUGCCGCAGUGUCCAGCUGUUGGGAUACACAGUGGGCUCUGUGCUGGGCCAGCUGCUCGUCAGCUUCAACCUUCUGUCCUACAAUAACAUCCUGGUAUUUACUCUGGUUCUCACCGCUAUCGCACUCCUUUUUUCCUGCCUCCUACCAAUGCCACAGCAGAGCAUGUUCUUUCACCGCACUCAAGCUGGAAAGACAGCAGUAACAGAGGGGACAGAGAGGCAUGCAGAUGAGACUGUGAGAGGAGAAGAUGAAAAUGGUGAUGCAGGAAAUGGACAUGAAGAAAAAAGAGUGCAGUCGAGCUGCAGCCGAAUUCUCCUCCAGCUGUGGAGGGACUUUCUUCAGUGCUAUUCCUCCAGACAGCUGCUGUACUGGUCCGUGUGGUGGGCAAUGGCCACCUGCGGCUAUAACCAGACUGUCAACUAUGUGCAGGUGCUGUGGGAGCAUGUGCAGCCUUCUCAGAACUUCAGCAUUUACAAUGGUGGAGUGGAGGCAGCAUCCACCCUGUUGAGUGCCGCAACAGCCUACGGUAUAGGCUUCACUGAGGUGAAAUGGGAACUGUGGGGAGAGCUGGCACUGGGUGCUUUCUCUGGACUUGGGGCAGCAGCACUCUUCCUCAUGACCUUUGUGGGCAACAUCUGGGUCUGCUACCUUGGUUACACCGUUUUCAAGUGUCUGUACAUGCUGUUGAUGACAAUAGCCAUGUACCAAAUUGCAGCUGAUCUUUCGAUGGAAAGAUAUGCACUAGUGUUUGGAGCAAACAACUUUGGAGCACUGGCUCUACAGACGAUCCUCACCUUUGUCGUGGUGGACAGUGGUGGACUGGGUCUAUCCAUCAUUCCUCAGUUCACCAUAUACGCCAGCUACUUCUCAGUCAUUGCUGUUGUUUUUGCACUGCGGGGACUGUUUACCAUUUGGAGAGCUCAAGGAAGUUACAAAGAGUCGGACCCUCCAGAGAAUAAUGGAUCAGGUUCUCAUGAACACAUAUUCUGAAUAAAAUAGUUCCUGCUGUGUCCACAUGCCAGUUAAAAGAAGAAAGGCUUCAAUUUAGUGACUGCAACACCAUGUAUUUGAAUCUUUUUUUUUUUUUUUUUAUAAA